Molecule: messenger RNA, 2740 nt
Organism: Orcinus orca (killer whale)
Lineage: Eukaryota; Metazoa; Chordata; Mammalia; Artiodactyla; Delphinidae
Gene: FNDC5
Product: fibronectin type III domain containing 5
Exons: 6
Coding region: 46-663 (205 amino acids)
Biological process (GO): positive regulation of brown fat cell differentiation
Molecular function (GO): protein binding
Source: RefSeq, a predicted model, not a curated record
CCGGAGCGCCAGCGCGAGCGGCUGCCGCACGCCGGAGCCGCCGCCAUGCACCCCGGGCCGCCCCGCGCCGCGCUCCGCCUGUGGCUGGGCUGCGUCUGCCUCGCGCUGGUGCAGGCGGAUAGCCCCUCGGCCCCAGUGAAUGUCACCGUCAGGCACCUCAAGGCCAACUCUGCAGUGGUGAGCUGGGACGUCCUGGAGGAUGAGGUCGUCAUUGGAUUUGCCAUCUCUCAGCAGAAGAAGGACGUGCGGAUGCUGCGCUUCAUCCAGGAGGUGAACACCACCACCCGCUCGUGCGCGCUCUGGGACCUGGAGGAGGACACCGAGUACAUCGUGCACGUGCAGGCCAUCUCCAUUCAGGGCCAGAGUCCGGCGAGCGAGCCCGUGCUCUUUAAGACGCCACGGGAGGCUGAGAAGAUGGCCUCGAAGAACAAAGAUGAGGUGACCAUGAAGGAGAUGGGGAGGAACCAACAGCUGCGGACGGGCGAGGUGCUGAUCAUCGUCGUGGUCCUGUUCAUGUGGGCCGGCGUCAUCGCCCUCUUCUGCCGCCAGUAUGACAUUAUCAAGGACAAUGAACCCAAUAACAACAAGGAAAAAACCAAGAGCGCAUCAGAAACCAGCACACCAGAGCACCAAAGUGGGGGCCUUCUCCACAGCAAGAUAUGAAAACCUUUUCAGUGCUUGCUUUGAGCAGCUCAGAAGAGAGACAUAGAGAACGGAAGAGAAUCUCAUGGUUCUGACGAUGAUUAUCCAACAAACAAACAUCUGGCUCUCUCUACAUUUCCUCCUUCCUCCAUCUCCUUACACCCUCUGGCUUACUGUCCUCUCUCUUGGCUUCUCUCUGGCGCUCUCCUGAAGCCUCUUAUUAAUCCACCAUCUCCAGAAGCACCUCAGCAAUGUCAGUGGCUGAGGCUACGCUCAGAGGCAGAUCUGCAGGAUGUGAGAGAACCAGCCAGCGGGAUGCUCGGCUAGGGCCCCGGACCCAGUCCUGGCCACUCAGCUGAGUGAAGCUAAAGGCUGGGUUUGAGAGGCAGAGAGAUAAGACAUCCAGGCAGGGCUCCUCCUUUCCUUCCACCUGAGAACAAGAGCCUGGCUUUUAGGCUGCAGCCCUGCUGCUCCCUUCCUUCUGGUGUCUUCUCCCUGUUUCCAUCCUUGCAAGAAGUCUGUUCAAUUUAGCCCUGGCCGCUUCUCUCAUUUUUUUUUCCUCCCAGUUUCCAAACAAGCCCUCGGUGAACAUCAUCGAAGCAUGACUGCCUGUCUGCAGGGAGAAGGAUUUCAUUUUUCUUCUCUGCUGGUCCCCAGGUCCAUGGGCACAGGGAGAAAGAGGACUACCAUGGGGGGAGGCACAGCUAGCUGCACAGUUCUCCCUCUGCCCCCCCAUCCUAGUCUGGUGAAGAAGGCUGAACUGCAAACCCCAAUUCUGCAAAAAAUAAGCCACAAAACUAAAAGGCCUGGCCCUGUCCUGGAAAAGGCAAAGCUGCGUGAGACACAGCCGUCUUUCUGCCUCCUCGCCUCUCCUGGACUGGCUUCCUCUUUGAGAAAAUGCACAAAGCUCCUGGGAGAUGACAAGCACCUAGACUGACAGAAGCUGUGUCUUUCAGGGAAGCUGUGGGGCUGCCUGCCGGGCAGGGGCCUGGCGGCCAUCAAGCCUUUGCUGGAUCCAGCCAUCAGGGACUUGUUUGUGGCGCGAUGCACAACUUUGCGAGUGUGUAAGAUGUUAUCUGUUCUGUCUCUUUUGGAAAACACAACCGAAGGGCUUCACUCCAGAGGGCAGAGGGAUUCCCCGAGCUGGUUGCCUGUGUCCUUUGUCUUCUUUGGCCCUUAUUUUGACUGUAAGAUCAUCAGUCUGGGGUCUGAAGGAGACAAAGUGGGAAAGAGACCUGGAAGGUACUGGCCCCAUUUCUUUAGGAAAAGUCUCUUGGAGUUGCAACAGUGCUGGCUUGCACAACUGAAAAGGUACAUCCACCUGGGACAACCUGGGGGCUGCUAAAUCACCCCCUCUGGGGUGGACGCUGCUGGAAGGCGGGCCCGAGCCAUUCACCAUGGACAGUCAGAGCAGUCCUGACCUCUGGGGUCUCCAUAUCUUGCCAUCUCAUCCAGCGUUCGUGAAAGCUACCCAGGGUCCUCAUGUCCUUCCCUAGAGCCUGAGUGGUGUGAGGUGACAGGUCUCUCCCUCCACUGCCUCUUUCUGGUUUAAAAAACAAAUGGUGCUUGCUAAGGAAGGCAGAUCCUUCCCUAGGACUGACAAGUUGCGGCUGCUGAAUGCCUGCAUAGGAAGAGACGGACCUCUGCGUCUUCCAUUCGUGGCUAAGGACGACAGUGUGGGCGACUGCGCUUGGCACAAGCCUGGCACGCAGUCGGCGCCCAGUGAGUACCUGCUGAACUGAAUGAGAAGCGCGGUGACCCUCAAGCCAGAGAGCUGAAAGCCAUUCCCCAGUGACCGCCCCUGCUUUGCGGUCUACAAGAGCUCUCGGGGCUGGGGCAGCUGCCACUCUGCUUUGCCCGAGUGUGGAGCACAGAGAGGGAGGAGAGACAGGGUGAAAGGCAGAUGUCAGCAACACUAAGGGCUUCCUCAUGGGAGGGCAUGAGGCUCCACUCAUUGUCUUGUGACUUCCAUCCCUGCUGAAUGGGGCUGCAAGGCCAAGGCUCCUUAGGGGAGAGGUCCUUACCUCUGAUCCAGUUAGAGCAAUAACCACUUUUUAAAUGUAAAAUAAAAAGACAUAUGAAAAGGCACAUCCUCGUC